Molecule: messenger RNA, 369 nt
Organism: Lottia gigantea (owl limpet)
Lineage: Eukaryota; Metazoa; Mollusca; Gastropoda; Lottiidae
Exons: 3
Coding region: 1-369 (122 amino acids)
Source: RefSeq, a predicted model, not a curated record
AUGGUUCGAUUUUUCAUAUACAUUACUUUGCUGGCGCUAGCCGGAGCUAGUAAUUGUCCCGAUCCUAGUAUCUGUUUAAGGAUUUUCUGUGGUGUCGUGGAUAGACAAUGUUUAGAUGGUACUAUCAUACCCAAUGCCGGAUUCUGUGGAUGUUGUCCAGCUUGCGUUCCUAACCUUAGUGGGGUCCCCAUAAUGAUGUGGACUUGGUGCAAACAGUUCCAAGUAGUUGAACCAAUGCUCUCAUAUGAAAUUGGUGAUCCUUGUGGACAUACCUUUUUGACCGGAAGUGUUCAAGGUCGUUGUCCAAAAGGAAGUAUAUGUGACACCACAAGUGUGACAUGUAAACCCAGUAAAGUCAGCAACGUUUAG